This is a messenger RNA of Durotheca rogersii, 2579 nucleotides long. RefSeq names its product hsp70-like protein. Bases 181 to 2226 code for a protein of 681 amino acids. Gene Ontology annotation, cellular component: mitochondrion; cytoplasm. Gene Ontology annotation, molecular function: ATP-dependent protein folding chaperone; ATP hydrolysis activity; heat shock protein binding. The record is from RefSeq and is a predicted model, not a curated record. Lineage: Eukaryota; Fungi; Ascomycota; Sordariomycetes; Xylariales; Xylariaceae. The transcript is spliced from 3 exons. Gene Ontology annotation, biological process: protein refolding; cellular response to unfolded protein.
CCCACCCCCCCACCAAUUUGCCAUCCCCCUCAGAGGCAUAAAUAAAUAAUCCCACCGGUAAACCUGUGCAUUGCUCUAACUUCCUUUCCCCCCCUCCCCCCGGCCUUCUGACAUUAUAUAUCUUCUCCCAUUUGAUCCGCCGUCGGUCUCAUAUCCGGUCUCGUCGAGCCAACCCACAAUAUGUUGGCCUCUCGAUUUGCUAGAGCUCUCCCUCGAGCAACCCCCGUAGCGUCGCGACUAGCAGCUCCUCUGCGGAGACCCCUAGGCGCCAGCUUCGCUCGAUAUGAGUCGACGGACGGGAAGGUCCAAGGUGCCGUCAUCGGCAUUGACUUGGGCACCACAAACUCGGCUGUUGCCAUCAUGGAGGGCAAAGUGCCCAGGAUUAUAGAGAACGCAGAAGGCGCUCGGACGACCCCGUCCGUCGUCGCAUUCGCGCAGGAUGGUGAACGACUUGUCGGUGUUGCUGCGAAGCGGCAAGCUGUCGUUAACCCUGAGAACACCCUCUUUGCGACCAAACGAUUAAUCGGGCGCAAGUUUACCGAUGCCGAGGUUCAAAGAGAUAUUAAAGAGGUUCCCUACAAGAUCGUCCAACACUCGAAUGGCGAUGCCUGGGUGGAAGCACGAGGACAGAAGUACUCGCCGUCGCAGAUUGGCGGCUUUGUACUCAGCAAGAUGAAGGAGACUGCCGAAUCCUACCUGAGCAAGCCUGUCAGGAACGCCGUCGUUACUGUACCUGCCUAUUUCAAUGACUCUCAACGUCAGGCUACCAAGGAUGCCGGUCAGAUCGCUGGUCUCAACGUUCUCCGAGUCGUGAAUGAGCCUACUGCCGCCGCAUUGGCCUACGGCUUGGACAAGGAAGCCGACCGGGUGGUCGCUGUUUACGAUCUGGGCGGUGGUACCUUCGAUAUCUCGGUCCUCGAAAUUCAGAAUGGCGUCUUCGAGGUCAAGUCGACCAAUGGUGACACCCACUUGGGUGGUGAGGACUUUGAUAUCCGCCUAGUCCGCUCCCUGGUCCAGCAGUUCAAGGCCGACUCCGGCAUUGAUUUAUCCAACGACCGCAUGGCCAUUCAGCGGAUCCGCGAGGCUGCCGAGAAGGCCAAGAUUGAGCUUUCCUCGUCCUUGCAGACUGAUAUCAGCCUCCCCUUCAUCACAGCUGACGCUUCCGGUCCUAAGCACAUCAACACGAAGAUGACGCGGUCGCAGCUUGAGGCCAUGAUGGACCCUCUAAUUACGAAGACGAUUGAGCCAGUCCGCAAGGCUCUCAAGGACGCCAACCUGCAAGCCAAGGAUAUCCAGGAAGUGAUACUAGUCGGUGGUAUGACCCGUAUGCCAAAGGUUUCCGAGUCGGUCAAGAACAUCUUUGGUCGUGACCCCGCCAAGUCCGUCAACCCCGACGAGGCUGUCGCUAUCGGUGCUGCUAUCCAAGGCGCUGUUCUCGCUGGCGAAGUUAAGGACCUCCUAUUGUUGGAUGUCACCCCUCUGUCUCUCGGUAUCGAGACCCUGGGCGGUGUCUUCACUCGAUUAAUCAACCGCAACACGACGAUCCCGACCAAGAAAUCCCAGGUCUUCAGCACCGCUGCCGACUUCCAAACCGCUGUAGAGAUCAAGGUGUUCCAGGGUGAGCGUGAGCUCGUCAAGGAUAACAAGCUGCUGGGCAACUUCCAGUUGGUUGGCAUCCCACCGGCGCACCGUGGUGUGCCGCAGAUCGAGGUGACAUUCGAUAUUGAUGCCGAUUCGAUUGUCCACGUCCAUGCCAAGGAUAAGAGCACGAACAAGGACCAGUCGAUCACCAUCGCCUCGGGCUCCGGUCUGUCCGAAUCUGAGAUUGAGCAGAUGGUUCAGGACUCGGAGAAGUACGCCGAGCAGGAUAAGGAGCGCAAGUCCGUUAUCGAAACCGCCAACCGCGCCGAUACUGUUCUCAACGAUACCGAGAAAGCCCUCAACGAGCACGCUGACAAAAUCGACAAGCUUGAGGCUGAUGCAAUCAAGGAAAAGAUCACAUCCCUACGGGAAUUGGUGAGCAAGAGCCAAUCUGGCGAAGAAAUCACUGGUGUGGAUCUCAAGGCGAAGACAGACGAGCUGCAAAUUGCCAGCCUCAAUCUGUUCGACAAGGUGCAUAAGGCCCGUAACGAGGGAUCUGAGAACUCCAAGGCUAGCUCCUCGGAGCCUGAGCCCGAGUUCAAGCCUGAGGACGAGUUCAAGCCUGAGGGCGAGAAGAAGCCGUGAGACGCGCAUUCUGGCCGGGGCUCACCUAGUUCCACACAGCUCGCUGUGAUUGAUCGUUUAGGAAAGGUUGGGAUCGUCUGAGCUGACUCUACCACCUUUGUACAUCAAGUUGUACUUAUACUUGCCCCCUCCGUUAUUCCCAUACACUGCCCCGAGGCGAGGUCUUCAUGAAUUUGCGGGUGGAACCGGCGUUACGAGAUUUGGGAAAAGAAAAGCUUUGCCUACGAGCCGAAGACAUUUUCAUGUGGAUCCAAUGGUGAUACAUAUGGCAUUAGGGGGGGGUUCGCGCUCUAGAUUGAGCUCAUGUAUAUAAAUGAUCACGAAGAAUCCUAAUAAGAUAUCCCCUCUCACAA